CGGGUGAGAGAUAAAUGAUGUUCUUAAAAGCUGUGACAGAGCAUGUUUCCAUGCCAGCACAAACAAACCCCCAUUAAUUUCUUGCCCAAGCUACUGAUUUUUAUGGCGAAGGGAGUAUUCAAAUUCCUAGCGGUUCUCUCUCAAGUCUUAAAGGGUUGCUUUCUCUCGUCCUGUUUUUGAUGAACUAACUAGGCAGGCGCAUUUGUUUUGCUGCGAUCGAAUUUACAUCCUAAGGUUUGUUGUUACAGAAGGUUAUGGAUCAUACACUCAGAAAGUUGCCUGAGGCCGAUAUAAACAGACUGAGCAAUAUGCACGCCCUUGGUCCUGCUUUGGACUCUGAUCCAAUGCUGGACUACAUUUUCCAGAUUCUACUGGAGGAGGAUAGCAUGGAUGGGAACAACCACAACAUGUUCCUUGAUCCCCUUGCUCUUAGUGCUACUGAGAAAUCCUUUAUUGAAGCCUUGCAUGGUAACUCUUCCUCACCAUUUCACAGUAAUGAUGUUCGUCCCAUUGAACCGAAGUCAUCUGAGACAUCUGAUUGGAGCUAUGGUGUUGAUCUUCCGGAUCUCACCAUCCUGCCGUCAUUAAGCAUGACUAACUUGGGUGGCCUAAAUGGGGCUUUGUGUAGCCGUGAUAGUCUUGAUAUAGUUCCAAAUAUAUUUUGUGAUGAUAAUACUGAGUCCAUUUUGAAAGUACAGAGAGGUGAGGAAGAAGCUGAGAAACACCAAUCUCCUCCAGAGACCAGAGAUGUUGUUUCCAAUAUAGAGAAGGACCAAUCAGCUGAUCCAUGCAGAGGGAAGAAGCAUUUCCAUCCAGAUGACAUUGGUGUAGAAGAAGAAAGGAGGAUGAAGCACUCUGCAGUAUAUAAGGAGGAGGUGGAGUUAUCGGAGGUGUUUGAUAAGGUUUUGUUGUGUGUUGGUGAUGAUGACACUCCCUCUAGAGUUGGCCGCACACAACAGAAAGGGCGAAGUGGGCGCAAGAACCAUUCAAAGAAAAGAAGGGAUAGUUGUGAAAUUGUGGAUUUGGAGGCUCUUUUGACUAGUUGCGCAGAAUCUGUUGCUGCUUGUGAUUAUAGCACAGCGGAAGAUGAACUGAAGAAGAUCAGACAUCACUCUUCGCCUACUGGCAACGCAAAGCAAAGGCUCGUUAAUUUUUUUGCGGAUGGUCUUGCUGCACGGCUGGCUGGAACUGGAACACAGCUGUGUGCAACUUUAUCUCAAUCUCCUUAUGAUAGCAUGGUCUCUGAGAUGCUAAAAUCCCACCUAUCACCUUUGCCAUUUGUGAGAUUAUCAAUUUUCUUUGCAAAUAAAAUGAUUUAUGAAGUAGCAUCGGAAGCUGAAUCACUGCACAUUAUAGAUUUUGGUAUUCUUUACGGUAUUCAGUGGCCCACUCUUAUUCGGGAUCUUUCAGAGAGGCCUGGUGGUCCUCCAAAACUUCGAAUAACAGGGAUUGAGCUUCCCCAACCUGGUUUCCGUCCAUCACAAAUGGUAGAGCAGACUGGUUGUCGCUUGGCAAAAUAUUGUGAGCGUUUCAAUGUACCGUUUGAGUACAAUUCUAUAACAGCAAAGAAUUGGGAGACACUUAAAAUUGAUGACUUCAAGCUUGUGAAUGGUGGUGAGGUGGUUGCUGUUAACUGUGUUGUUAGACUCGAACAUCUAUUGGAUGAAACAGUAGUUGUUGGGGAUGGCCCCUGCCCCAGAGAUUCAAUUUUUAACUUAAUCCGGGAAGUAAAUCCUGAUAUAUAUGUGCAAUCUGUACGUAAUGGAGCCAACAACUCUCCUUUCUUUUUGUCUCGGUUUCGGGAGGCUCUCUUCUUCUACUCUGCUGUCUUUGAUAUGUACGAUGUUGUUAUACCAGGCCAUAGUCGUGAGAUGAUGAUUUUCGAAAAAGAAUUUUUGGGACGCGAAAUAAUGAAUAUCAUUGCAUGUGAGGGCAUAGAAAGAUCACCGAAGACUGAAACGUACAAGCAGUGGCAUUCUCGAAAUAUAAGGGCUGGGUUAAAACCGGUUCCCAUAAAUCCUGAAGUUUUGAAGAAGUACAAAAGCAAGGCGAGAACAGGAUAUCACAAAGAUUUUCUUUUUACCGAAGACGGCCAUUGGAUCCUGCAGGGGUGGAAAGGUCGGAUUUUUGGUGGCAGCUCUUGCUGGGUAAGUGCGGGCAAGACAUGCAACCUCUGAGAGCUAGUACAAUAACUAUUGCCAAGUAAUCUUUCUGUAUUUCGGAUACUUUACAGGCAUGCAAGUAACCUUUCGAGCAAUAUUGUAAUUCACAUUUCGUGCUUUCCUGUGUUUCGUGUCCUUACAGCAUAUCCCACAAGUUGUUCUCCAGAGUUUAAAGCCAUAAGCUGUUGUCAAGAAGAACUGUUUACCGUAGAGAUCAUCGGUUAAGGCCAUUUUCUAUUUUUGGAUUUUUUCUUUAAUUUAGAAAAUCUUAAACUGAUUACAUCCUAUCAAGGUGAAGUGUUUUCCUAGCUCUUCUUUCAAAAAGUUUAUAGUGGUAUGUUUGUGUGAACUUACAUUGUCUUUAUAAUGGAUGGUUGUACUCUAUGAUGUUAAACCAAACCAAACCUAGGCAAUUGAGCCCAACGGAUGGUUAAAACUUAAGAGACCAUUUAUUUUCGUACUAGUUUAUUUGCUAUGUAAAAUCACAUCAGGUUACAUGAUUUCAUGUUUCUAGAUUUUUAUUUACAUUUGUG
Molecule: messenger RNA, 2695 nt
Organism: Cuscuta epithymum
Lineage: Eukaryota; Viridiplantae; Streptophyta; Magnoliopsida; Solanales; Convolvulaceae
Source: the annotation of a GenBank genome assembly